Symbiodinium natans is the source of this 1470-nucleotide messenger RNA. NCBI's taxonomy places the organism in Eukaryota, Dinophyceae, Suessiales, Symbiodiniaceae. The record is from the annotation of a GenBank genome assembly.
GAGUUUCAGAACCUCAUCACCAACUUGGUGAGCCUCCAUAGCCGAGAGCUGGCUCAGGCCCGUCUACAGGACCGAAUGACAAAGUCACCGAGUCAGCGCUCCAGUCGAAAACCCGCAGCGCCAGCGUCGCCUACGAGUUCGGUGAGUACAGGUGGUGACUGGCAAGAGCCUCUUCAGCCCAUGGACCUCGCCACCCAUACGGCCAAGAGCUUAGGCGAGAAGUUGAACACAGACACGGCCGACGCUGAAGCGGAGGAGAAAGCGACACUGAUGCACAAGCUCAGGCAGUUCCUGCAAUCCAACUACUUCGACGCGAUCAUUUCGUGUGUCCUCGUCGCAAACGUGCUGUUUCUGGCUGUGCAGCUUCAGAUGGAGGGGUCACGGAUUGGUUACGAUAUUGACUACUACCCGACGAAGAACCCAAACGACAGCCGCUGGCCAAGCAUCCUUGAGGCGCUGCAGUUCAUUGAGCACAUCUUCACGAUUAUCUUCUCCUUGGAUGUGUUCGUUCGCAUCAUUUGCCUCCACUGCUCCUUCUGGAAGAGCGCGAUGAACUGGAUUGAUUUCAUUGUGGUGACGCUGACGAUCGGCACUCUGGUGCUGGACACGUCCUCGCUGCCUUUGGACCCGAUCUUUCUGAGAUUGCUGCGGCUGGGAAAGCUGGCACGGGCCUUUCGCAUGAUCAUCCUCUCAGGCAAGCUGGAGUCUUUUGGUCUCCUGUUGAAGUGCGUGGUGGCCAGCGUGACCAUGCUGGGGUACGCCACCGGCGUGCUGAUCUUCGUGCAGUGCGUCUGCGGCAUGAUCAUCAGCACCCUCGUCUCCCGGUACUUGGAAGACCCUGCCAUCGACAAAGAGGCAAGGAGGUAUGUCUUCCAGUACUGGGGUACCUUCACCCGAACUUUCUUGACCAUGUUCGAGGUUCUCUUCGCGAACUGGGCUCCGGCCUGUCGAUCUCUGACGGACUACGUGAGCGAAUGGUUCACUGUGGUCUUUGUGGGCUACAGGUGUGUCGUGGGCUUCGCGCUGCUCAACGUCGUGAGCAGUGUGUUCGUCUCUCAGACGCUGAAGAUCGCCGACUCAGACGAAGAAUACUUGAUCAAAGUCCGGGCGCGGAAUGAAGCACAGUAUCGCAAAAAGCUCCAUGCCCUUUUCAAAGCAGCUGACACAACGGACGACGGCUUUCUGACCAUCGAGGAGUUCAUGCAGCUGCUGUCAAAUCCACAGUUGCAGCUCUGGCUCAGCCAGCUUCAGCUCGAGUAUCACGACCUCGUGGAGCUCUUCGGCAUGAUCGAUUCGGGCGACGGGCGAAUCGACUGGAAAGAGUUCAUGGAUGGGGCGGUCCGACUUAAAGGGCAGGCCAAGAGCAUGGACGUCUUCCGCCUGGAGACCAAAGUGGACGCGAUAAUGAAGUCGGUGCUGCACUUGCAGAUGCCCUUCAUGCGAGGGACAAGCCGGCAAGUCACGAAUUGA